GAGAGCUGAGGCGAACGUGGCCGAUAAAUAACACAUGCUCGACAGCGAACGAGGGUGAUGUGCCAUAUACGGCCGCAACGCCUCAGACGCGCCAACCGCCUCUGCCAGCAAACAAGAAGCGCUUACAGUGCCCUUACUAGCCCACUCCUUAGCCCCUCUCCGGCCUCCCUCCCGCCAUGCUUUCUCGCGCUGGACCCUCGCUCCUAUCCGCCGCCGGACGCCGGUCCUUUUCGCAGUCUGCAGCCCGACACAGUUAUGAAGACACGAUCAAGAACCUCCUCAUCCACAAAGACACGAAGGUGCUCUGCCAGGGGCUGACUGGAAAGACAGGUACUUUCCACACGAAAGAGGCCCUCGCGUAUGGCACCCGGAUGGUGGGCGGUGUCUCGCCGACCAAGGCGGGCCAGACACAUUUGGGACUCCCGAUUUUUGGCUCCGUGAAGGAGGCCGUUCGUGAAGUGCAACCGGAUGCCACCGUCCUCUAUGUACCGCCCCCACAUGCUGCGGACGCUAUCCUCGAGGCCAUUGAGAACGAGAUUGGGUUGAUUGUGUGCAUCACGGAGGGUAUCCCCCAGGCCGAUGAAAUCAAGGUCGCAAACGCGCUCAAGAGCCAAUCCAAGUCGCGUCUCGUGGGCCCGAACUGCCCGGGUGUCAUCAACCCGGAGGGAUGCAAGAUGGGCAUUCAGCCCGGUCACAUCCACAUGCCCGGAAAGAUCGGGAUUGUUUCACGGUCCGGUACGCUGACCUAUGAGGCCGUCGCACAGACCACGAGCGUCGGUCUCGGUCAGUCCCUCUGCAUCGGCGUCGGUGGUGACCCAUACCCGGGUACCAAGCAUGUGGAUGUCAUCAAGCUCUUCCUAGAUGACCCGAAGACAGAGGGUAUCGUGAUCAUCGGUGAAAUUGGUGGCUCCAUGGAGGAGGACGCGGCAGAGUACCUCGAACAGUACAACAAGACGCGCACCAACCCCAAGCCUGUCGUCGGCUUCAUCGCUGGGCGCACAGCUCCCCCAGGCAGGCGGAUGGGUCAUGCUGGUGCUAUCAUCUCUGGUGGCAAAGGAACUGCGACUGCGAAGGUCGAUGCACUCCGAAAGGCGGGUGUCAUCGUGACCGACAGCCCCGCACAAAUCGGGCCUGAGAUGUUGAAGGCCAUGAAGGCUGCAGGGCUGGCGUAGAGGACUCUGUUGUUACUUACACACCGUCACUUGGAACGGAUACCGUGCAUACAAUCGGCGUAGUUACGUAAUAGAGUUCACUAGACACUGCUAGCGUCUCUUCUUGCAGCAAUUACUUACUUAUGGGAUAACCCUGCUUG
Rhodofomes roseus is the source of this 1312-nucleotide messenger RNA. Its product is annotated as succinate-CoA ligase. The record is from RefSeq and is a predicted model, not a curated record. Lineage: Eukaryota; Fungi; Basidiomycota; Agaricomycetes; Polyporales; Fomitopsidaceae. The transcript is spliced from 9 exons. Gene Ontology annotation, cellular component: mitochondrion; succinate-CoA ligase complex (ADP-forming). Gene Ontology annotation, molecular function: succinate-CoA ligase (GDP-forming) activity; succinate-CoA ligase (ADP-forming) activity. Gene Ontology annotation, biological process: tricarboxylic acid cycle. Bases 177 to 1172 code for a protein of 331 amino acids.